ACACAGGCGCAUGAGCACACUGGGCAGGCUCACCCGGGAGCCUAACACCACCAGGGGAGGGGAGGGACCGGAAGUCAGACCAUCUCUCUGGGUUGCUAAGAAACCGGCCUGUCCCAAACCAAGCCGGCGAUUCUCCAGCCUCUUUCUCUUUCUGAAUCUGCUUCGGAAUUUCCAAAAGUCGGGCGACCAUGUCGGACGGCGAUAUCUUGAGAAGCACCUUUCCCUCUUACAUGGCAGAGGGGGAGAGACUUUAUCUAUGCGGGGAGUUCACUAAGGCCAUUCAAAGCUUUACCAACGCUCUUCACCUUCAAAGUGGAGAUAAGAACUGCCUGGUGGCCCGCUCCAAGUGCUACCUGAAGAUGGGAGACUUAGAGAAGUCCUUGAACGAUGCUGAGGCCUCUCUUCAGAACGACCCGACUUUCUGCAAGGGGAUCUUACAGAAGGCCGAGACACUGUACACCAUGGGAGACUUUGAGUUUGCCUUAGUGUUCUAUCAUCGAGGCUACAAACUGAGACCUGAUCGGGAAUUCAAAGUUGGAAUUCAGAAAGCCCAGGAAGCCAUCAACAACUCGGUGGGAAGUCCUUCUUCAAUCAAGCUGGAGAACAAAGGAGACCUCUCCUUCUUAAGCAAACAAGCUGAGAGUAAGAAAGCCCAACAGAAACACCUGCCUAUAAAGCAACUCUCGUACAGCACCAAGCAUGAAAUCAAGCGGAAGGGCUCGCUCAAGAGCGAGAAGACCGUCCGGCAGCUGCUCGGGGAGCUGUACGUGGACAAGGAGUAUCUGGAGAAGCUCCUUCUGGAUGAAGAUCUCAUCAAAGGCACCAUCAAGAGUGGCCUGACCGUGGAGGACCUCAUUAUGACCGGCAUCAACUACCUGGACACCCGCAGCAACUUCUGGAGGCAGCAGAAGCCCAUCUACGCCAGGGAGCGAGACCGGAAGCUGAUGCAAGAGAAGUGGCUGAGGGACCGGAAACGCAGCCCCUCGCAGACAGCCCGCUACAUCCUCAAGAGCCUAGAGGACAUUGACAUGUUGUUGACCAGUGGCAGUGCCGAUGGGAGCCUCCAAAAGGCUGAGAAAGUCCUUAAGAAGGUUCUGGAAUGGAACCAAGACGAGGUACCCAACAAGGACGAACUGGUCGGGAACUUGUACAGCUGCAUAGGCAACGCCCAGAUUGAGCUGGGACAGAUGGUGGCUGCCUUGCAGAGCCACCGAAAGGACCUGGAGAUCGCCAAGGAACAUGACCUUCCAGAUGCAAAAUCAAGAGCCCUUGACAAUAUUGGUAGAGUUUUUGCCAGAGUUGGGAAAUUCCAGCAAGCCAUUGACACGUGGGAGGAGAAGAUCCCCCUAGCCAAAACCACGCUGGAGAAGACCUGGCUCUUCCACGAGAUUGGCCGCUGUUACUUGGAGCUGGACCAGGCGUGGCAGGCCCAGAGUUACGGUGAGAAGUCUCAGCAGUCCGCUGAGGAGGAAGGGGACCUGGAGUGGCAGCUGAACGCCAGUGUCCUGGUGGCGCAGGCCCAAGUGAAGCUGAGAGACUUCGAGUCAGCCGUGAAUAACUUUGAGAAGGCCCUGGAGAGAGCUAAGCUGGUCCACAACAACGAGGCACAGCAGGCUAUCAUCAGCAGGACAUCACUUCACAGAUGGAUUUGCAGGGAGCAUCGGAGAAGGAGCCGCUGGGAGGGCGAGAGGAGCAGGAGAGGGUGGUGAAGCAGUGGGAGAGGGAUCAGGAGAGUGAAAGAGAAGCCACAGACGACGAGCAAGACAGAAAAAGCUCAGGAGGACUCGGCAAAAAACUGUUGGGAGACGGUCACUCGUCAAACCUAGGGGUCAGGAGAGAGUCCAGGGAAAUCUACAGAAGGAACUCUGACUACUCCAACCAUCUACCCUCAGACAACAGCAGCCAAAAUGAGAGAAGAAACCAGCAGAAGCAGUCAGAGAGGAGGUUGGAGAAGACAAAAGAGGAGGAAUCUGAAGCCAGAGCUACUUAACAACGGAGAAGGGACGAAGACCAGCUCAGUAGGCACAAGGUUCAGGCAGACAGUGUUCCCAGGCGAGAUGUUUUGGAGAGGAAAAACUGGGAGACUGAAUCCUACAGACCACCUCCUGUGUGCGCACCCCCCCCCAUUUCCCCAUUAAAUAUGCGUCUUUAAUUUUUACA
Mus pahari (shrew mouse) is the source of this 2160-nucleotide messenger RNA. RefSeq names its product tetratricopeptide repeat domain 25 (gene Odad4). Bases 189 to 1709 code for a protein of 506 amino acids. Gene Ontology annotation, molecular function: protein binding. NCBI's taxonomy places the organism in Eukaryota, Metazoa, Chordata, Mammalia, Rodentia, Muridae. The record is from RefSeq and is a predicted model, not a curated record. Gene Ontology annotation, cellular component: cytoplasm. The transcript has 11 exons.